Messenger RNA from Linum tenue, 3035 nucleotides. The record is from the annotation of a GenBank genome assembly. NCBI's taxonomy places the organism in Eukaryota, Viridiplantae, Streptophyta, Magnoliopsida, Malpighiales, Linaceae.
CAUUGUUGUAGUUUCAUUUUGCCGAAUCACGUAAGAUGAGAAACGUUUGUGACAUGCAGAUAAUGCGGAGACAUAUUGCAAGGUUGGUGUGCCUUUUGUUAUGGGAACCACCGGUGGAGACAGGGAUCGGUUGUACAAGACUGUUGAGGAUUCAAAAAUUUAUGCUGUGAUAUCUCCUCAAAUGGGGAAACAGGUUGUUGCUUUUCUUGAUGCCAUGGAGACUAUGGCUGAACGCUCCCCAGGUGCUUUUUCUGGGUAUAAGCUUCAGGUGAUGGAGUCUCACCAAGCAGGAAAGUUGGAUGUCUCUGGAACUGCUAAGGCUGUAAUAGCUUGCUUCCAGAAAUUGGGGGUGUCUUUCGAUAUGAACGACGUACAAUUGAUUAGAGACCCCAACCAACAAGUUGAGAUGGUAGGAGUUCCCGAGGAGUAUCUGACUGGUCACGCUUUCCACAUGUAUCAUCUGACAUCACCUGAUGAGACAGUUUCCUUUGAGUUUCAACAUAAUGUGUGCGGUAGGUCGAUAUAUGCAGAGGGUACUGUUGAUGCCAUAAUCUUCUUGUCAAAGAAGGUUAUGUUGAAGGCAGAGAAGCGGAUCUACAAUAUGAUUGACGUGCUGAGAGAGGGUAACAUGAGAUAGACUGUUUGGAUAGUGGAAGGGAUAGGUUAGUUAGUGUAGCUUUUCUCUCUGAAGUUUUGAUCUGCACCAACGAAGAACAGAUGCACCAACGUUGUAAUGUGGAAAUGCAAUUGCAUCCUCACGAUUUGCGGCUGCGCAGAGCUGUUUCAAGGUUGAAGCUGCAGCAGUCAUGGAGGAAACGAAAAUAUGGCCGAUUACAGUGCUACUAGAGGAGGGCGGCGGGUUCAGCAGCUAUACCCUCACCAACAAGCCUUCUUCACCAUCACGACAACGAACAACACCCAACACUCCUCCCUGCCACUUGUUCAAAGCCAAAGCUCCUCCUCGGCCUCAGGCAGCACCUCCGAAGAUGAUGAUCAGCAGCUGCAUCAUCAACAGAGCAUAAUGGUUCCUUCCAAUGGCAUUGCUGCUGCUCUAACUGAAGUUAUGGAUAACAAAGAUCAGACAUGGUCUAUCACUCCUCAAACCCCACCAGAUUUAUCUGUUCAAGUGCAAGAGGCUACGUUCACUGUUCACAAGUACCCCUUGGUAUCAAAAUGCGGCUACAUAGGGCGGCUCGAACUUCAGCCUUCAAUUUCAAACUUUGCCUAUGAAGUCAAGCUUGAAAACUUCCCAGGAGGACCAGAAGCAUUCGACACCGUUUUAAAGUUCUGUUAUGGCCUUCCCCUGGAUUUGAACCCCCAGAACAUAGCUCAACUUAGGUGUGCAUCAGAAUACCUAGAAAUGAGUGAAGAUCUUGAUGAUGGGAAUCUAAUCACAAAGACAGAAGCUUUCCUCACAUUCAUCAUUAUCUCUUCAUGGAGGGACACAAUCACCGUCCUUAAAUCCUGCGAAGCACUAUCUCCAUGGGUAGAAGAUCAACAAAUUGUUAGGAGAUGCUGCGACUCAAUUGCAUGGAAGGCUUCAAGAGACAAUUUGACAACUACUGGGGAUCCAGCAACAGCUAGUGAAGAUGCAUGGUGGCUUGAUGAUGUGGCCACCCUCCGCAUCGAUCAUUUCACAAGGGUUAUAACAGCUAUUAGGGCAAAGGUAGCAAACCCAGAGAUCAUUGGCAAGUGUAUAAUGCGUUAUGCAUCAAGAUGGUUGUCGGGAAUGGAUGAGGAGUUAGAAGUAAGAGGCUAUGCCAACCAGGGAAAGAGAAAGGAAGAUCAGGGUGCUGGACACGACAAGGAGAAGAAGGCAAUAAUUGAGAACCUAAUAAGCAUCUUGCCUCCUAAACGAGAAACCGUACCCUGUAGAUUUUUAUUGAAGAUGUUGAAGAUGGGUAUUGUUUAUUGUGCAUCACCAGCUUUGAUCACACAGCUAGAGAAGAGAGUUGGGAUGACAUUAGAGACGGCCACUGUGAACGAUUUGCUGAUCCCUAAUUACAAAAAUGAAGAUCAAGGGAAGCUACUAAAAUGCUCUGACCAGCAACACACGAUGCACAACCUAGAUGUCGUACAAAGAAUCAUAGAGUAUUUCUUGAUGCAUGAACAGGAUCAGCAGCAACUACAACCAACACCAGAGAAAUCAAGCGUCAGUAAGCUUCUAGACAGCUACCUAGCUGAAAUUGCCAAGGAUCCGAAUGUAUCCGUCACGAAAUUUCAGGUUUUGGCUGAAGCACUGCCAGAAAAUGCUAGAGCAUGCCAUGAUGGCCUGUAUAGGGCCAUUGACACCUAUAUCAAGGCUCAUCCUUCACUCUCAGAGCAUGAUCGUAAAAGGGUUUGCAAACUAUUGAUUUGUGAGAAACUAUCCCUGGAUGCCAGCAUGCAUGCAGCACAAAAUGAGAGGUUGCCUCUAAGAACCGCAAUUCAGGUUCUGUUCUCAGAGCAGGUGAAAUUGAGGGCAUCAAUGCAAAGAAAAGAGUCAGCAGAGAGCAGCAAUAUUUCAGAACAGGAGACACAUCAAACAGAAACAAAAUCAGAAAUCAUGACACUUAAAGCGGAACUGGGGAAUGUUAAGACACAAAUGACAGAGCUACAGAAGGACUACUUGGAACUGCAGCUCGACUAUGCUAGGUUAAGCAACAAGCAGAAACAGACAUUAUCUUGGAGCUUUGGUUGGAAAAGGAUAAGGAGAUCCUCUCUGUUCCACAGGAAAGCGGAUGGGGAGGAAGUAGAAGGAAGGCAGAGAUCCCAUUCCACAAGCGGUAAACCCAGCUUGAGAAGAAGAAUGUCCAUUUCGUAGAAUUUGAAGCAACAUGCCAAUCAUGCAGAAUGAAACUGCAACCAGAUGCCCAGAAGUAAUUUACUGUCUAAUAUGAAUUCAAUUCGACCCAUUUGGCUUUUCAGAAGGCCAAAGGUUAGAUAAAAGUAUUAACUGGGAUCAUUAGUUUGCAUGGAACCAUAUGAGUCAUCCCUAUAUCAUGUGCCAAAUAAUAUGGCCAAUGCUAUUUCUUUCUGUAGUCCUAGAUGCAGCC